This is a messenger RNA of Pan troglodytes (chimpanzee), 3006 nucleotides long. RefSeq names its product cannabinoid receptor 2 (gene CNR2). Gene Ontology annotation, cellular component: membrane. The transcript is spliced from 2 exons. Gene Ontology annotation, biological process: G protein-coupled receptor signaling pathway. Gene Ontology annotation, molecular function: cannabinoid receptor activity. The coding region runs from base 463 to 1545 and encodes 360 amino acids. The record is from RefSeq and is a predicted model, not a curated record. Lineage: Eukaryota; Metazoa; Chordata; Mammalia; Primates; Hominidae.
CUACUGUAAUGUUGGUGCAUUAUCCCCAUUUUACAGAUAAAGAAACUUGCUUUUGGGGAAGUUAAGUGAAUCAACAUUUUAACGAGGCUGUAUUAGAACCCAAGUCCCUUGACUCCAGGGUCUAGGCCCAUGCCCCACCCUGGCCAGAGUUCGUUGUGAGAGAUAACUCAACCGCAGGGGCAAGAGCAUUGUGGCACCAGGGACCUGGAGGGGAAGUGGUAACAGGCACGGAAGGCCAGACCUCCUCACACUCACUCAUCUGUGAGAAAGUACAAAAGCAAGAGAAAGCUGGCUUGGGGUGGCACUCAACAGGUGCUCUGAGUGGCACCCACGGCCAGGUCCUGGGAGAGGACAGAAAACAACUGGGACUCCUCAGCCCCCGGCAGCUCCUGGUGCCCAGCCACCCACAACACAACCCAAAGCCUUCUAGACAAGCUCAGUGGAAUCUGAAGGGCCCACCCCAUGGAGGAAUGCUGGGUGACAGAGAUAGCCAAUGGCUCCAAGGAUGGCUUGGAUUCCAACCCUAUGAAGGAUUACAUGAUCCUGAGUGGUCCCCAGAAGACAGCUGUUGCUGUGUUGUGCACUCUUCUGGGCCUGCUAAGUGCCCUGGAGAACGUGGCUGUGCUCUAUCUGAUCCUGUCCUCCCACCGGCUCCGCCGGAAGCCCUCAUACCUGUUCAUUGGCAGCUUGGCUGGGGCUGACUUCCUGGCCAGUGUGGUCUUUGCAUGCAGCUUUGUGAAUUUCCAUGUUUUCCAUGGUGUGGAUUCCAAGGCUGUCUUCCUGCUGAAGAUUGGCAGCGUGACUAUGACCUUCACAGCCUCUGUGGGUAGCCUCCUGCUGACCGCCAUUGACCGAUACCUCUGCCUGCGCUAUCCACCUUCCUACAAAGCUCUGCUCACCCGUGGAAGGGCACUGGUGACCCUGGGCAUCAUGUGGGUCCUCUCAGCACUAGUCUCCUACCUGCCCCUCAUGGGAUGGACUUGCUGUCCCAGGCCCUGCUCUGAGCUUUUCCCACUGAUCCCCAAUGACUACCUGCUGAGCUGGCUCCUGUUCAUCGCCUUCCUCUUUUCCGGAAUCAUCUACACCUAUGGGCAUGUUCUCUGGAAGGCCCACCAGCAUGUAGCCAGCUUGUCUGGCCACCAGGACAGGCAGGUGCCAGGAAUGGCCCGAAUGAGGCUGGAUGUGAGGUUGGCCAAGACCCUGGGGCUAGUGCUGGCUGUGCUCCUCAUCUGUUGGUUCCCAGUGCUGGCCCUCAUGGCCCACAGCCUGGCCACUACGCUCAGUGACCAGGUCAAGAAGGCCUUUGCCUUCUGCUCCAUGCUGUGCCUCAUCAACUCCAUGGUCAACCCUGUCAUCUAUGCUCUACGGAGUGGAGAGAUCCGCUCCUCUGCCCAUCACUGCCUGGCUCACUGGAAGAAGUGUGUGAGGGGCCUUGGGUCAGAGGCAAAAGAAGAAGCCCCGAGGUCCUCAGUCACCGAGACAGAGGCUGAUGGGAAAAUCACUCCGUGGCCAGAUUCCAGAGAUCUAGACCUCUCUGAUUGCUGAUGAGGCCUCUUCCCAAUUUAAACAACUCAAGUCAGAAAUCAAUUCACUCCCUGGAGGAGAGACAGGGGUCUUGGCACUCUCUUCUUACUUAAACCAGUCCCAGGCACCUAGACACGGACCCCUUUUUGCUGAUGAGUGUUGGGACUGACUCCUGGAAGACAGCCUGGCCUUGCCCACCUGCACACAGUCUGUUGGAUAGGUAGGGCCACGAGGAGUAGCCAGGUGGGCGAGACACAAAAGGCCUGGGACAGGCUCAGUACAAGUCAGGUUAGGCUUCAUGCCUGCAUCCUCCAGAGACCACAGGAGCCAAAGCGAGCCUCCAGGCCCAGCAAUGAGGGACUUGGGAGAAAUCUGAGAAGAAUGGGUUGUUCUCUUGGGAAGUCAGGGUAUCAGAUGGGAUGGACAUCCGGGUCUUCUCCCUGCCUAAUUGUCAAGGCCUCCUUGGCUCUGGAGCUAUGAAAGGCCCCACUUUCAAGUCACCCUUGCCACUGAGGACCGAGAACGAUGCUAUGAUGAGGAUUAAGGUGUUGACUUGCCUCUUUCAGAGAUAAAUGACAAGCCUUCAGUUUGGGGCAUCCUGUUGUUUGGGCGAGGACCCUCUCUGAUAUUCUGAUAAUCCCCACCUGUAACCUCAGGUCCCUGGAAAUACAGAGGAGGCUGGGAUCGCCUGAGACACAAAAAUCUUUGGAGAAUUUUCUUGACCCUCUGAAGUCCUUCCAGCAGCAGUCCUGGUGGUGCUGCUGGAAGCAGGCAAUGUCCUAGUCUAACCUAACUCGAAGAAAAAAGGAAGAUAUUCACAAAGAUUGUAUAAAUCCCCAAACUGUUCCCCUAUCUGCCCCCAAUUCAGCUCCCUUGCCUCCUCCACACCCCUAUUACAUAUAAUAAGCAGAGCAAGUGGGAGGAGGGGAAAUGUCCUUCCUAUAUGCCAGGUAUGGGGCUGACAUUUCAGUCUAUUGACCCCAGCUAGAAUAUAGCUCCAUGAUUUUAAAGAUCUCAGGGGCCAGGCAUGGUAGCUCAUGCCUGUAAUCCCAGCACUUUGGGAGGCCAAGGCAGGUGGAUCACCUGAGGUCAGGAGUUUGAGACCAGCCUGACCAAUAUGGUGAAACCCUGUCUCUACUAAAAAUACAAAAAUUAGCAGGGCAUGGUGGCAGGCACCUGUAGUCCCAGCUACUCGGGAGGCUGAGAUAGGAGAAUUGCUUGAACCCUGGAGGCAGAGGUUGCAGUGAGCCGAGAUUGCACCACUGCACUCCAGCCUGGGUGACAGAGCAAGACUCUGUCUCAAAAAAAUAAAAUAAAAUAGAUCCCAGGGUACUCAUUUUUCAUAUGAGGGAGGCUGGGUUCCUCCCAGAGGAGCCUAAAACAGCCAACAAGAGAAAUUGUUGGCGGCAGGAAGAUUGCAGAGGAAUUCUAAUGCAAUUAUUUGGGACCUCAAAUGGAAUAAAAUGAAAGAUAUUGGUUAAA